Molecule: messenger RNA, 7113 nt
Organism: Lonchura striata (white-rumped munia)
Lineage: Eukaryota; Metazoa; Chordata; Aves; Passeriformes; Estrildidae
Source: RefSeq, a predicted model, not a curated record
UGCAGGUGUUUUUAUUCCUGGGAAGAGGUGGUUCCUCAGAGCUGUGAGCUGGAAGGGGAGGAGAGGUCAGCGGUGCUCAGGGUAAAAUGGUUCCUAGUUGCUGAAAUGAGCUUAGGUGAAAAGCCCCAUUCGAGGGAAAAUGAAUCCAUUUCGGGAGAAAAUAGAAUAAUGUUCUCUCUGUCUUCCUGCAAUCUUGGUGGAGCAGAGAAAGCUGUAGAAAUUCCUGCUGGAAGGGCUGGUUUUGGUGUGUGUUCCCAGGUCUGUAACAGCAGACAGAAAUCUCGCAGAAUCGCAGUUCUGUAAUAUGAUUGGAACAAGCAGAUAAAUGUGAUAGAAGGAGGAGAUCUCUGCAAGGAAUUCCUGCUGACUGUCAUUUCACUCAGCAUUUGGCAGUGUCACUGAUUGCUCCAGCAGCUCCAGGCUGGAUUUUUUUUCCUUAAUCGCUUUACAGAGCAGUCACAUAUUCCCCUCUCCUCAGAGUGUGGCCAUGGCUGUCUAAUUAACAGAGCUCUUCCUCUUUUUAGGGAGAUUUUUGGCUUCCAGAAAAAUUCUGUGUGGUUUCCAGCCGGCGUUCCUUCUCCCACUGGGUCUAUAAUAGCUCCCAAAAUUCCCCAGCUUGUAAUCACUGCUGCAGCCAGAUGGGGACUAGGUGGAACACCCAUUGCAUCUGUGCCUGCAUUUAUGAAUCUGCCAGAAGUAUCUCACUUAGGUGAGAUUUUAGAUAUAUAUUUCAUGAGUUAAUGAGCCCUGAACAGCGAUGAGGAAAAUCCAGUGCUGGUACUGCCUGUGCUGCCAUCCUUCUCCCAGAUCCUGGCAUGAUACUGAUGGAGCAGGGAGAGCUCUGAGGAGUCAUUCAGCCUGACAUGAGCAAAACAGAGGCUGCAGUUCCACCUUACCAGCUGAUGGUACUUCAAGAGGUUCUUCUUGGAUUUAACAGGGUCUCCUUGCUCCUGCUCUUCUGCUUCAUUGCUCUCCUCGUCUUUUCUCCCUGUGGAAGGAGCUGUGAAAACUGUGUGAGAAUCCCCCGAGGUCCUGUCCAGCAGCCCCUGGAGGAUCGGAUCUUCACUCCGACCGUCUCGGCUGUGUACAGCACUUUUAUCUCCACACAGGUAACACAAGUAGCAAGACAACCGGGUCCUCCUGCCCCAUCCCCUUACACUGCACAUGAAAUAAAUAAGGGACACCCAAAUCUUGCUGCAACGCCACCGGGACAUGCAUCGUCCCCUGGGCUCUCACAGGCUCCUUAUCCCUCAGGACAGAAUGCAGCUCCCACCACGCUGGUGUACCCUCAAGCCCCUCAAACAAUGAGCACGCAGCCUCAGACCCGCUCGCCGCCCAGCAGAACAGUGCCAAUACAUUGCACAGAAAACUGGAAGAGGAGGAAGGUUUUGGAACAGAGUCCGGUUUACAGGUCCCUGGCUGGAAGAGGCUGGAUAAAAUACUGCAUUUUUGCAGCGGGGCCUCGACCUGCCCAUCACCAGGGAGGAUUCAGACCUAUACAGUUUUUUCAGAGGCCUCAGAUCCAGCCUCCAAGAGCCACCAUCCAGAACAGCAGCCCCUCCAUCCGUCCCGGAGCGCAGACCCCGACUGCCGUGUACCAAACCAACCAGCACAUCAUGAUGGUGAACCACCUGCCAAUGCCCUACCCGAUGCCUCAGGGCCCCCAGUACUGUAUCCCACAGUAUCGUCACAGUGGCCCCCCGUACGUUGGGCCACCCCAGCAAUAUCCUGUGCAGCCACCAGGACCAGGACCCUUCUAUCCAGGCCCAGGUCCUGGAGAAUUCCCCAAUGCCUACGGAACUCCCUUCUACCCCAGCCAGCCCGUGUACCAGUCUGCACCCAUCAUUGUGCCUACGCAGCAGCAGCAGCCGCCGCCUGCCAAGAGAGAGAAGAAAACGAUACGAAUCCGGGAUCCAAACCAGGGAGGCAAAGACAUAACAGAAGAAAUCAUGUCUGGAGGGGGCAGCAGGAACCCCACCCCCCCCAUCGUCAGACCCACCUCCACCCCGACUCCACCUCAGCAGGUGCCCAGCCAGGUCCCCGAGCCCGUUCCCCCGGCGUUGGGAGCCGUGGAGAGCUCCCACCCCUCUGGCAGCGCCCCCGGCACCGCGGCCCCCGCCUCCAAACAAGAAGAGAAGCCAAAACCAGACCCAGUAUUAAAACCACCUUCUCCAGUCCUCAGACCAGAACCUGCUGGGGAGAAGAAAGAUCAAGCUGGGCAGACGACCGAGGCCCCCAGCUCAGUGGAAACCCCGGCAGAACUUCCUCGUGCUCCGUCGCCAGCCCCGGCCGCUCCGGCCGCCGCUGUCCCCGCGGCUGCCGCUGCUGUCACCAUGUCCAGCCAAGCCCUGCCCGCGGCUGACCCGGAGGACAAAUGUGAACUGGCCUUCCCCAGAGAGGAGGCGAUGCCUACCCCCAGUGCCACAGCCUGCCCGGAGCCAGUGGCCGCUCCUCCUGCGGAGGAGCCCGGUGCCGAGGCGUGCACAGAGCCCAGCAGUGCAGUAGCAUCCCCCGGUGACGCCCCGGCGCAGCCGGCCGGGCCCGCUGGGGACAGCGACACGAGCAGCGCCGGGGCCGAGCCGGGGCCAGAGGUGGCUGAGGAGGAAGCUGCAGCGUUGACUGUGGAGGUGGAGCCCAGCGAGGCCCCCCCAGCAGAGGUGGAGAGCGCUCCAUCACCUCCCAGUGCUCCUCUCGCUGCGCCCUCUCCUCCUCCCACCCCGCCGCCCACCCCGCCACCCCCGUCCCCUCCGCUUCCCAUCGCUGCUGUCACCCCUACAGCUCCUUCUCCACCUCCUCUCCUGUCUCCGAGUGCCCUCCCUGUUGUCCAGGGAGAUUUAGAGGGAGAGGAGAGCACAAGAACUACUCUUAGUGAAGAGGUAAAAGAUACUGAAAAGAAGGAAGAGACAGAAGCAGAUGGGCAAAUGGAGGAGAGCCGGGAGGCUCUGACUGUGAACUCAAGCAGGAGUCCUGUCCCAGCCCAAACCGCUGUAACUGCACCAAAGACCUGGAAGAAACCAAAAGACCGGACCCAAGCCACUGAGGAGGAGACAGAGGCAGAAACAGAGCCGAAGGAGGAGGAGGAGGAGGAAACUUCAGGGGACAAAGUACUUGAAUCCGACCAGGAGAAAAUGAGCCAUGGGCUUCAAGCAGAGAGGGAACCCUCAGAGCUCAAAGCAGUGAAAGGCGUGGAGGAGAACGGGGAGCAGGAGGCAGAGCCGGUGCGGAACGGCGCCGAGAGCGUCUCGGAGGGCGAGGGCACCGACGCCGCCUGCGGCUGCACGGAGAGCCCCGGAGAGGGGCCCGGGUACCAGUACAAACCAGAGCAGUGGAAGCCCCUGGACCCUGAGGGGAAGAAGCAAUACGACAGGGAAUUCCUGCUGGAUAUCCAGUUCAUGCCUGCCUGUAUCCAGAAGCCCGAGGGGCUGCCUCCCAUCAGCGACGUGGUGCUCGACAAGGUGAGAGGAGAGCCCAUAAAACAGAUCAACCCGCCCAAAUUGCCGCUGAGGACUCUGGACCCCCGGAUCCUGCCACGAGGCCCCGACUUCACACCAGCCUUUGCUGAUUUUGGGAGGCAAGCCCCCGGGGGAAGAAACGUGUCUGGAAGUUUGUUGAAUGUUGGACCGAGGAGAUCUCAGCCAGGCCAGAGGAGGGAGCCCAGGAAGAUCAUCACUGUGUGUGUGAAGGAGGAUGUGCACCUGAAGAAGGCAGAGAACGCCUGGAAACCAAGCCUGAAGAGGGAAAACCAAACUGAGGACCCAGAAAAUGUCAAAACCCAGGAGCUGUUCCGCAAGGUACGGAGCAUCUUGAACAAGCUGACGCCCCAGAUGUUCAACCAGCUGAUGAAGCAGGUGACAGACCUGACAGUGGACACAGAGGAGAGGCUGAAGGGAGUCAUCGACCUGGUCUUUGAGAAGGCCAUCGACGAGCCCAGCUUCUCCGUGGCCUACGCCAACAUGUGCCGCUGCCUGGUGACGCUGAAAGUGCCCAUGGCAGACAAACCUGGGAGCACAGUAAAUUUUCGUAAGUUGCUGUUAAAUCGCUGCCAGAAGGAAUUUGAAAAGGACAAGGCUGACGAUGAUGUCUUUGAAAAGAAGCAGAAAGAACUCGAAGCUGCUACCACUCCAGAGGAGAAGACACGGCUCCACGACGAGCUGGAGGAGGCCAAGGACAAAGCCCGGCGGCGAUCCAUCGGGAACAUCAAAUUCAUCGGCGAGCUUUUCAAGCUGAAGAUGCUGACGGAGGCCAUCAUGCACGACUGCGUGGUGAAGCUGCUGAAAAACCACGACGAGGAGUCCCUCGAGUGCCUUUGCCGCCUGCUCACGACCAUUGGCAAGGACCUGGACUUUGAGAAGGCAAAGCCCCGCAUGGACCAGUAUUUUAAUCAGAUGGAGAAGAUUGUGAAAGAGAGGAAAACCUCCUCAAGGAUUCGGUUCAUGCUUCAGGAUGUAAUAGACCUAAGGCUGUGCAACUGGGUGUCACGGAGAGCAGACCAGGGCCCCAAGACCAUCGAGCAGAUCCACAAAGAAGCCAAGAUUGAAGAGCAGGAAGAACAGAGGAAGGUGCAACAACUCAUGACCAAAGACAAGAGGAGACCGGGUGUCCCGCGGGUCGACGAAGGCGGCUGGAACACUGUGCAGGGGGCAAAGAACAGCAGAGUGCUGGACCCCACCAAGUUCCUUAAAAUCACCAAGCCCACAAUAGAUGAGAAGAUUCAGCUCGUGCCUAAAGCCCAGUUGGGCAGCUGGGGGAAGGGCAGCAGUGGUGGAGCCAAGGCAAGCGAGAUGGACUCCUUGCGACCAAGUGCCACAAGUCUGAACAGAUUUUCUGCCCUGCAGCCUCCAGUGUCCCCAGUAUCUGCCUCAUCUGCAUCUUCAGAACUAGAAUCUCGCAGGGCCUUAACGAGUCGCGGGAGCACGGGCAGGGAGAAGAACGACAAACCUCUGCCAGCUUCCCUGUCCCGGCCCAACACCUUCCUCCGGGGCAGCAGCAGCAAGGAGCUGCUGCUGGACAACCAGGCCCAGGAGGAGCAGCGCAGGGAGAUGCUGGAGACGGUGAAGCAGCUGACAGGAGGCAUGGAGGUGGACAGGAACAGCACCGAGGCCGAGAGGAACAAAGCCAAGGAACCUGCCAAGCCAGAAGCUCCCCCAGCUCCAGUUCAAGAAAAGCCUUCACUCUCAGAAGAGGAAAUAGAGAGAAAAUGCAAAUCUAUCAUUGACGAGUUCUUGCAUAUUAAUGAUUUUAAGGAGGCCAUGCAGUGUGUGGAGGAGCUGAGUGCCCAGAACCUGCUGCCCGUGUUCGUGCGCGUGGGCGUGGAGUCCACGCUGGAGCGGAGUCAGAUCACCAGGGAUCACAUGGGCCAGUUGUUACAUCAGCUGGUGCACUCGGGAAAGCUGAGCAAGCAGGAUUUCUUCAAGGGUUUUUCCGAGACCCUGGAGAUGGCGGAUGACAUGGCCAUAGAUAUACCCCAUAUCUGGUUGUACCUGGCUGAGUUGGUGACCCCCAUGUUAAAAGAAGGAGGAAUCUCUAUGAGAGAACUUAUACAAGAAUUUAGCAAACCCUUGCUUCCUGUGGGAAGAGCCGGUGUCUUGCUUGCUGAAAUCUUGCACCUUCUAUGCAAACAAAUGAGCCAUAAGAAAGUGGGAGCCUUAUGGAGGGAAUCUGGCCUCAGUUGGAAGGACUACUUGCCCGAAGGGGAGGAUGUACAUACCUUUCUCAUGGAACAGAAGUUGGAGUUCACAGAGUCUGACUGUUCCAGUUCCUCAGAAGCACUUUCAGAGAAAGAACUGUCUGCAGAAGAGCUGAACAAGCAGCUGGAAAAACUCAUUGUUGAGGACAAGGCGAAUGAUGAACAAAUCUUUGACUGGGUAGAGGCUAAUCUAGAUGAAAGCCAGAUGAGUUCACCUACAUUCCUUAGAGCUUUAAUGACAGCAGUUUGUAAAGCAGCUAUUAUAGCGGACUCUUCUAGCUUCCGAGUGGACACUGCUGUUAUCAAACAGAGAGUGCCCAUCUUACUCAAGUACCUGGACUCAGACACAGAGAAGGAACUACAAGCACUUUAUGCACUACAAGCAUCAAUAGUAAAACUUGAUCAACCUCCUAAUUUGUUGCGGAUGUUUUUUGAUUGCCUGUAUGACGAGGAGGUCAUUUCAGAGGAUGCUUUCUACAAGUGGGAAAGCAGCAAGGACCCGGCGGAGCAGAACGGAAAAGGAGUAGCGCUAAAAUCUGUCACGGCGUUCUUCACGUGGCUACGGGAGGCCGAAGAGGAGUCAGAGGAUAAUUAAAACUUAAAAUACAGAUUUAAAACAAACAAACAAAAAAAGAAACAAUUUAAGUAUUUUUUUAAAAAGUUUCACGUCUUCGCCAAUCACAGUGCAGCAAGGCCAAUUCUCUCUCGCAGACCCCCCUUGCCCCACACACGCACGAGUGGGAGAGGUAAAACCCGAUAAACACCGAGGUGAUCAUGGAGGCAAAAAGGUACUUGAAAACAAACCCACAAAAGUAAACUUCAAACCUGAGGGCGGGAGCACUAAACCAAAAUACGUGUAUUAUUUAUAGAAAAUAUUUUCUGGUUUAAUCUUUUUCUUUUGUUUUUAAACAAGGACUCAUACUUAGGAAAACACACAGCAAAACAAAUCUGUUUAGCAAAAACAAAAACAAGUUGAAAACUUCUAAUUUAUUAUUUUAAGGACUGCAAAUGCCAGUGUAAUUUUUAAAUUUGCAGUUUCUGUAAACAAAUUGUAUAAUAGAACAAAAGCAGAGAAAUAAAUUUCCCUCCCCUUCAUACGCACCUCAGUUUUGUUUCAAAGCAUGAUAAAUCAACAAAACUUUGAAGGGGAUUGGGGUGAGCUAGAUGAGGACAAGAUCAAUUUUUUUUUUUAUUGUCAUCAGAUUUUUAUGCCUGCCUCUCAGCUUGCUUCAGAAAUUUAAAAAGAAAAUAGUAAUCAAACCAUACAUAACCUUGGAUCGGAAGGAAAACGCAUUUGAGAAAACCGCUGAGGACCAGAGUGCUCCGAAAAUAACUCAUUGAAAACCGUGCUACCCCGGGGAAAAAAGUACUAGUGAUACUUUGAGAACCUUUAGAGCAACUUUAAGGCUUGUAAAUACAUAGAACAA